Naegleria lovaniensis is the source of this 2241-nucleotide messenger RNA. RefSeq lists its product as uncharacterized. The record is from RefSeq and is a predicted model, not a curated record. Bases 1 to 2241 code for a protein of 746 amino acids. The transcript has a single exon. NCBI's taxonomy places the organism in Eukaryota, Heterolobosea, Eutetramitea, Acrasida, Naegleriidae. Gene Ontology annotation, molecular function: glucuronosyltransferase activity; xylosyltransferase activity. Gene Ontology annotation, biological process: protein O-linked glycosylation via mannose.
AUGCAAACUUCAUCGUUGGUGGGACCCUUUUCCUCAGGGACCAUGCGAAAUAGACCAACCUCAUCUUUUCAUCACUCCCAACAAGAUGAAAAUCCCAUUCAACAAAAUAUUUAUUCCACGACAAGCAAUACUACUACUUCCUCAAAAUAUCGAUCGCAACAUCAAACGAAACCAAAUCGAUGGAUUUUGGCCAUCAUUAUCGGAAUACCCAUCCUUUUACUCGUGUUGUUUUAUUGGGAAUUUAGUAAAACUGAAAAUGUCGAAUGGGAUGAUGUAAAAGAAGAUAUGCAUGUUCCACAACAAGCCGUACUAUCGGAAUUGAGCCAAGAGGAUUCUAUUCGUAAUCGAAAACGAAGUAAAUUAGCGAUUAUUACGUAUGCACAGAGUGACGCUCAUAUGGAUUGGCUGAAGAAAGAAUAUUUUGCUCAUUUAGAAGAGAUGAGACAGUCUCGAACGAUUGUUUACAUUUCUGUUUGUGAAAAUAUUAGAAACAAUUUGGAUUUGUCAGAUUUUACAAACAAUGAAAAUAGAGAUGUUAUCAAGAUUUCAUUUUCAAAAUCAUGUCACAUACCGUCUCUCAUUAGCAAUGGAAUGAAAUUCUCCAAAAAACUCUCUGAAUUUAUGAUGGUGCUUGAUCCUGGAUUCUCUAUUUAUGUGAAUGAUGAACUAAAUGCUCCUCAUUCUCAAACAAUAGUGAAAAAAAGAAUUGAUGAUUUAUUGGGAGAAAGUGAUGAGAGUAAGCAAUUAUUUAGAGAACAUGUAGAUUAUGGACUACUUGUAGUCAAUGUGAUUGACUCGUCUGAAACACCUUCUACUACUUUCAAUCUUCACAUUCCAAAAGAGAGAGCGAAAAACAGACUUUGGGUCUCCAAGUUAUUACCUCUCUAUUCUCAAGAGCAACGAAAAUCAAUUUCCCAAUUUUAUGAACAGUGGGACCAGUCCAAUGCAUUAUAUGUUCCAUUUUCUGAAAACUAUGAUAGAGAUACAAUUUUGAACACACCAGCUUCUCAUUUCUUUAUUUUUGCAACCACAAGCCCAGAAGACAAUAAUUACAAUUUGAAAAAUGAUGAAAUUAUUGAUCAUGUUGUUGAAGGUCUUGAACGGCAUGUCUCAGAAAAUAGUUAUCAAAAUUCUUUCAAUAUGAUUGAGAGUAGACAAGUCUUGUCCAAUUUGAUACUUUCACAGAUAUUUGAUCGAUAUGAACAUUUGAAGGAAAAGCUAAAUCCUCCUCCCAUCUACUUUUUGCCAAAACCUUUUGUGAUUGAGUGGAAACCAUCUCACAAUGUUCUACAUGAAUCUACAGAAUUACUUCAUAAUGGACUUUCAUUUGCAACCUAUUGUCGCAUUGAUGAAAUUGAAAGUUUGAAUGGAUUAAUUAAGAGAUUAUCUGAUGGAGAUCACUUGAUUGUUAUUUUUACAGCAAACUCACCCAAACAAUGCAUGUCCACUGAAUUACAACAAUUUAUUAACUCUCCUAAAAAAGCAAGACUCGAUUACAAGUGUAUUGUCGUGAAAAAGAAAGAUUCUAUUCCAAUCAAUCAUUUCAAAAAUCAAGCAUUGCUUUUAGCAAAAACUAAAUGGAUCUUCAUGCUGGAUGUUCAAUCAAGAGUUUCAAAGAAUUUGAAUCGAGAUUUCACAAAAGUAUUUAUUGCAGACUCUUCGUCGAGACCUCGUGAAAAAUUAGAACCAUUGUCUCAACACUCUGAAUCUCUUUAUUGGAAAUCUCCUAUUGAACACAUGAAGAAAUAUUCAAAUCUUGCUCAAUUUUUGGAAUUGGAGAAGAUUGUGUUUAUUCCUCCUUCCUUUGAACAAAUCGAGAUGGAAGAGGAAUUACCAACUGAUUUCACAAGUUUGAAAAAGGUUUAUCAAAAGAGAAUGCUUUCGGUAGUGGAUGCUCAACAAGUGGAUUUUUCAAAUUAUUUUGCAGUUUCUUCUCAAGGUCAAAAGGCCUAUCAAGUGAAACCAUAUUAUCCAUUCAAUUCAUUAUUUAUUGCAGCGGUGACUCAUUUACCAUUGUAUGACGAAUAUAGUUAUCAAUCGCUUGCUGUCCAUCAUGUGCAUUUGACGAUGAGGUAUUUCCAAUAUUUUGUUUUACCAAGACAUUUUGUCAUUGGUUAUGUCUCAGAGUCACCACGAAAACGAACCAAGCCAAAACAACCUCAAUUCGAGUUGGUCCUCAAAAAGAUGAGUGGUUUUUAUUCGAACGAAAGAAUCAACAUGGUGAAGAAAGAUCAGCAUUAA